GUGAGAGGGAGCUGGGUUAUACACACUAGUGGAAUGUGAGUGUUGGAAAGGGCGGUAAGGACGGGACUAGGCGGUGAAUUCACGGCACUGAAAGAUAAAGAGAGAUUCAACGCGCAGAUUAAACAAAAAUUAUGGAGAAGCGCUACUUCACCAUAGCCGAGGUGCAGGAGCACACGACGGUGGAUUCCUGCUGGAUCAUCCACGGGCGGCGGGUCUACGACGUGUCGGCGUUUAUCCAGCGGCACCCGGGCGGCGAGCAGAUGAUCGUCCGGCGGGCGGGUACGGAUGUGAGCCGGGACAUGGCAGGACCUCCGCACCGGCAUAGCUCGAACGCGCACCGCUGGCUACAGCAGUACUACAUCGGGGAGCUGAGCACGGACAGCGGCGCCCCGGAGGAGGAUGAAGAAGAAAUAUUCUCCCAGAAAAAGCAGGCUGUUCGGGAAAGACGCACAGCCAAUCAGGAAUCCAGCUCAGUGAUGGAUGCCAGAUGCAAGUCAGUGGAUCCAGAUAAUGAUCUGGUAGACUGGAAUAAACCACUCCUGUGGCAAGUUGGGAAUUUGCGUGAGAAGUACGAUGAGUGGGUUCAUCAACCAGUAGAUCGUCCCAUCCGCCUCUUCUACUCUGACUUUGUUGAAGCCUGCUCAAAAACAGCCUGGUAUAUGGUGCCUUUGGUUUGGACUCCUGUUGUGAUUUUCUUUAGCUGGUACUGCUACACAGAACUGGCCCAAGGGAACACUCGACUUUUCACGUCCAUCACAACAGAAUACUCCAUUCCUGUCCACAAAUACUGCUUCCCCUUUUUGUUCUUGAUUGGAAUGUUUCUGUGGUCCCUGGUUGAGUAUCUGAUCCAUCGAUAUGUUUUCCAUAUGAAACCACCAGCCAGCAAUUACUACCUCAUCACUCUUCACUUUAUGCUUCAUGGGCAGCACCACAAGUCUCCAUUUGAUGGUUCACGUCUGGUCUUCCCGCCUGUUCCAGCGUCACUCGUUGUAAUGUUAUUCUUGGCUGCUUUCCAUUUGCUUGCUCCAGGAGCAGUCGGCAUGUCUAUCUUUGUUGGAGGUCUAUGUGGCUAUGUUGUCUAUGAUAUGAUACAUUAUUAUCUACACUAUGGAUCUCCAAAGAAGGGCAGCUACCUCUAUGGACUUAAAGCAUACCAUGUUAAACAUCAUUUUGAACACCAAAGAUUAGGAUUUGGAAUUACGAGCCGGUUUUGGGACUACCCAUUCCAUACAGUAAUUCCAGAAGAAAUAUUUGAGAAGAGUCACUGAUGUCUACAAUUGGUCUCCAGAUUUACACUAUUAACGCCUUAUCAAUCAGCCAGCCUCUCUCUCAAAUCUCUGUCCAGAUACAUUCCUACAUAUGGCCAGGCUCAAUUCUGUCAUCUUCAGCUACAUGUAGGAUUCCUUCAACUUGUCAACAAGUGGGGGGAAGAAAAAAGCAUCACUGCUUUCUGAAGCAGUGUCCAAAUAUUGCCCCUCUCCGUAGUUUCUAACAAAGUGCCUGAUCGUGGGGAACUCCAAUGCCUGCUGAUCAAUAUUUAUUAAUUGUUAAAUGUAUUUUUUGGACCUUUAUCUAUAAAUCUUGUCAAAGCAGUUAGUAUUGUAGGAAGUAUUAACACUAAAGUUUGGGCUUUUGAAUUUUAAUUAGUUUAUGGUCAGUAAGUAUGAGUAUUUGGGAGGAAAAAUGGACAAAAAGCCACAAGUAACUUAUCAUUCAGGUUUGACUAUAUUUCUGUUCAUUUUUGUGUCAGCAGAUGUGAGGAACAAUGAAACCUUCAUUUCCAAAGUUUUAAUUUUCUCUUCUUUACAUUUGACUCCUUAAUUGAUCAGACAAAUCGGUUCGAAUUAAAGAAUGAAAAAAACUUUUCUCCUUUUUAAUGUUGGGAAUAAUUUGGCAUUUUUCCUUUGUAAUGUUGUUCCCUUCCAAACAUUGAGACCUACAGAUUGGUUGCUAUUCUGUGAAUCCUUAAUGUUCAGUUUGUCUUGUCAUGUUUCUAUACAAGCUUCCAACAAAUUUGGUCUUAAUUGCCCAUCGAAUUCCUCCUGCACCUACCUAUUUUGCAUCUGCCAAUUGCUGUGCGUUUAAUCCUCUUAUCAGAUUCCUAUGCACCGCUAUCAUCCAUCCUUUCUUGAAGGAGUAGCUGCUUUAUGUACGCUUGUAUGUAAUAUAAAUACGGGCUGUAAAGAAAACAUGUCUCCAUCAUCUCAACACCAUUAAAAUACAUUUCCCUCUUGCAAAACUUUGCACAAACUUGGAAUGAAACUUUUUAAAGAACCGGUCUCUGAUUUUUGACUCUGCUGGUCAUAGGUUUUGUGUAGCACCAUUAUAAUGUUGGCUAUUUGCUAGACAAUUCACAGAACAGUACAGACCAAUGUCUGCAGUUGGAAAUUAAUAUCCAGCUGAAGAAAAUGUGAAUAAUUUGACAAUGAAGAUUGGAAGAAAAAUGGAGAGUGGGUGUCAGAUGCAUUAUCUAUUUGAUACUGUGUCUGUUAUUAUCAUGCACUAAACAAAUUUUUAGGUUUUCUUUCUGGUGCAAGAUAUUAUUGAGCAGACCACUCACACCAAACUUAGAUUUAGAUGAAAAUUAUUGCCAUUUAAUAUUAGAAUCUUGUAACCCUUUAGACUCUGACUAUAUUAUGAAUGUAACUCUGGGCUGACUAGCUCCAUGACUUUCUGGGACAGUAUGCUGGCUUAACUAUGCAGUUUAAAGAAAUUUCAUUUUUAUUAUCUUGCUGCGAAUAUUGAUACAUUUGAGAAAGCAUGAGAAAUUCUAUAUAAGGUGAAAUGAAAUUGUAAAUAAAGGUCUGUAUAUUUUGAAAAUAGCUUUUUUUUGGUCCAAAUUCUCUUCCCGAGCCUUGUUUAAAAUCCUUUUAAUGACAUUGCAGGUCUUUGACCAAAUUCAGAAGCAGAAAUUUGUUUCAAAACACACCUGCUUGUGAAUAAAUCCUGGUCACAAUUGCUGAAAAAUGCCUGUCGAUCAAAAUGCAAUAGAAGAUUUUAUAUAUAAAUAUAUAUAUAGGCCAAAGCUUUGAAGUAUAUAAAACAUUACUUUUUAUAUUGUGCCUAUACAUCAAUUUAUUAUGUACAUUUGUUGUGCACUAGUGGUUUUUAGUUUAGAAACCAAGCUAUUUUACUAAAAUAUUAAAAACUAAAUCACCUGUUCAAACUCAAACCAGCCUUUUUAGGGCUGGUAGUUACCUAAUUUCCUUUGCAAAAUAGCUGUCGUCUAUAGUGGAGCAGUGCCUGUUGUUAACUGCUUGCAGCAACAUUGAGCUGUAGUUUGUUCACCAUUACUGACAAAGCUGGAAUAUGAAAUACUAAUUAGUUGCAGGUUCUCACGAAUGAAAUAAAAGUAAACUGAAGGAUUAGCAAUCCAAAACCAAACCAUCUCUUUCUUCCUCUUUACAUUAUGCUGUCUCUUGUUUCGACCGAGGAUCUUGGGAAGAAAAUUGUUCCUCACAUGUAGAAUAUCAUACAAAACAGAAUCUAAAAUGUAGAGGUGCAAUUGGGCAUUACUGACAUGUACUAGACGUGGUGUAAUGUGAAUAUGUGAGCUGCUUUUUUACAAAAACAUUAUGAACUCUGCAAUUGAGGGAUAUGGUAAAAUUGUCUCACUUGAAAGCUACUUUUGGGGGUUCUGUGAAACUACUUGGAAAUUGCAGAGUGGAUUGUACCCCAUGUACAGCAUUACUUCAGUAAUUCCAAAUGUAGAAACUUGUGUAAUGUUAUGUGUCAAAUUGCUUUUUGAUUGACUAAGUGUUAAUAAAAUUUCUAGUUUAUAAAAUUA
Messenger RNA from Stegostoma tigrinum, 3787 nucleotides. It is a transcript of the gene fa2h, whose product is annotated as fatty acid 2-hydroxylase. The record is from RefSeq and is a predicted model, not a curated record. Gene Ontology annotation, molecular function: iron ion binding; heme binding; fatty acid 2-hydroxylase activity. The transcript has 7 exons. The coding region runs from base 132 to 1268 and encodes 378 amino acids. Gene Ontology annotation, biological process: lipid biosynthetic process; fatty acid metabolic process. Gene Ontology annotation, cellular component: endoplasmic reticulum; membrane. Lineage: Eukaryota; Metazoa; Chordata; Chondrichthyes; Orectolobiformes; Stegostomatidae.